Seminavis robusta is the source of this 3001-nucleotide messenger RNA. Lineage: Eukaryota; Bacillariophyta; Bacillariophyceae; Naviculales; Naviculaceae. The record is from the annotation of a GenBank genome assembly.
UUCCAUUUGAGUUGGGGACCGGCUUCCGGAUAGCUCUAACCUCAACCAACCAUGACCUUUAAAUAAAAUUGAGCCACCUUCAGGGAGAAACAAGCCAAACAAAGAAUCAAAGCACGACUCGAGCCUCCCUCCUCACAACAACCAAACCACAACCCGCAACACUCAUUCAGUAUUCCUUCCCACCAGAAGCUGACUGACCUCAUCAAACAAAUACCCACCAUGAACCCAAUUACAGAAUUUUUCGCUGGUCUUUGCCAAUGUCUCUAUUGGAUGAUUUGGCCGAUAGCAUCGCUGGCACUAGGCGCUGUCAGUGGCGUUAUCAUCGGGACCAUCAUGACGGUACUCGUGUUCGCCAUUACAUUGAUUCGAUUACCCAUGCACAUGGCCAAGACAUUCUACGUCGCUGCCACCACGGAGGAGUGCUACGAACGCUGCCAAUUCUUUGAUCCAUUCCUACGAAUCCUUGUGUUUCUCUUGGUGCCGAUUCCACAUCUUCUGUGGCUCCUGGGAACCACCCUCUUUGCAGCAACUGUGGGAAACCUCUAUUACAUUAGCCGAACGACCCGUACGAUCUUCAAACAUCAAUAUGCCAAAGCAUGUGGAUACGGAACCAAAACAGUAAUGUUCGAUGAAGACUCUCAUAUUGGAGUCUACAUUCAAAGUUGCAGAGAUUUCAUGGCAGACGACGGGCCAUCACUGGGGAUGGUUGAGAUGCUCAAGGCAAUAUGCUCCUUUCUUCCCGGUCUUCCUCUGGGUGCCUUGCCAUUCAUCCCAUUUACCAUUGCUAUCCUACUCAUUACACUCUUUCGGCUGCCCAUCAACUUUUUCCAAUCCGUGAAGAUCACAAUCAUCACUGUGACACUCCAAUGGGACCUCAAGAUAUUGGCACUGCUCAUGCUCCCUUUUGCCCACACCAUAUUUCCUCUCGUGGUGUUCGUUGCAUCCCUCCUCUUUAGUUUUUUCCACUUUGUAUCUGCCACAACCAUCAGCAUAUUUGAGAGCAACAGCCCUUUUGAACGUUGGGGUGAUUUUGGCAACAUGACCCGAGAUUACUACCAGGCGCACCAAGACUUUGUCGGCGAACGGUACCUGGGGAAAUACGAUCAUCCCACUGGAAUCCCACUGGGGUGGCAAGGGCAAACGUAUGGAUUACCGAUACACAGCAUCAUUCAAUGGCAAUGGGAUUUCCUGGUGUGCUGCGGCCUGUUGCUACUAUCCAUCCCGACUUGUCUUGUCGGUUCCAUUCUGAUUUUUGCCAUCAAGUUCAUUCCUGGCACAAUGUCCUGGUGGAGGACGCAGUGUGAACACAUGUCUCGAGAGGAAACAGCAGAAUGCCUGGGUUGUUGGGCGUUCUAUGUUGCGGGGUUGGUUCUGACUCCCGUUGCCGCGCUAGUCGCAUCGGCCUUUGGUGUCUUGGGGGGCUCCUUGCUCUCGAUCCGAGUCACUUCCGUCUACCUCCGAUAUGGAUACCUAGCUGGGAUCUACGAGCCAUUCCAUGUCAUUCAUGAUGUAGACUCGUGGGAUUUCUUCUCACUGGGUGGAUUCCUUGCAUUUGCCUGCCUUGGUGAAGACAAUCCCCACAAGAACGGCGACAACCGCCAACAACGCAAACAGCGAGGAAGGGCCAACAGCCGAUCCGCGAGAAAGGCUGCCAAAGGAGAAUCCAGAAUGUUAUCGAAUGCUUAUUGGGACCGAUUUGCCAAUCAAUGCAUUCAGACUACCUUCCAGUUGAUAGAGAAAGAGUGGGUCACACGUGACCAGGUGCAGAGUAUGGAUUCUGCAGUCAUCCAAGCCAUUCCCGCCGUUGCUGUCUUGACUGUUCUCGUUGAUACUGUCCACGAUGCAAAGGCAAAGAAGCCAGAGGAUCUAUCAUGGAAGAUUGAUGGGACGCUGUGCAAACAGUCAGACCGCCCGCCACUGGAUGGCAUCGCUGCCCUCCUGUUGCCCAAAGUCAUGGAGGUGAAACGGCUCCUUCAAACAAAGAAGAGCACCGCCAAGGAAGCCAACGUGCAGAAUAUUACUGCAAUGAUAUGUUCGAACGCAGAUGAACCCACUCAAGAGCUUGAAGCUUUCAUCAAGUCUCUCGAAAAUGACAAAAGCAAGCCAAGUGCCAGCAACAAUAUGAUUCGGGCCAAACUUACAGAGCUCACAUUAAUGAUGUUGCAAGUGCAGCCCUUUCUUGAUCGAAUGAACCUCAUCUUUGGCUACAACUAUGCUGCUCCUGCCCGUCCUGCCCGUGAUCUUGAGGAAGGCGAUCCAGGGGCAGAGGCAGACAUAUCCGGUACACAGAACCAGCCAGCGCACCGAAAGAAAGAGCAAACAGAUGGGAGCGAAGAGGCCCAUGGUGAAUCAUGGAUGACACGGGCUCAGUGGCUCUUUGGGCAACGUGUGCCGGCCCAAGUCUCAACUAAUUCCUAACUAGCCAGGAGCAAUGUCUUGCUUUCCUCGCGAGUGAGAUCCUGGGCAGUGCCGCACCGAAGCGCAUCGGAUGCGGCGGUGUGUUGCGUAGACCCGCCCAAUUCCUGAAGGACAGGGAGUGAGUUUACGGCGUAUUUCAACGCGAGGAUGCCACGAGCAAGAUUAGGCUGGUGUACAACCGUAGCUCAGUAGGAAUGUUGCCUGCGAGGAGAUCGUCGUGGAGCCCAACCAUCUUUCUGCUGAAGCCAGCGUAAAGCGCAUUCGUUUCAUCAACAUGUCGAUAUCGAUGAAACGAAUGCACUGCACGUACCUGCUUCGCCUCGCCUCUUUCACUCGUGCGGUGUAUCUAUCGAGUUGCUGUGUGGCUUGGUUGGUGCGGCGGGGUGAAGCAAUGGCUUCGGAGGCUGGUCUCGGGCCGGGCAAUCAAAUCAAACAUCAACCCGGACCGGACUAGUACAGAGUACCACAUUCAGUUUUGUUGUCUUCACAGUGGAGCCAAGAGUACAGAGUACAAUUCAGAGUACAAUUCAGAGAGCAUCUUUCAGUGUCCCCGGUCUAGAUCCCUGAUCAGCUUGGACAUCUC